AUGUGUGGUAUUAAGUUGGAUUCAAAUAAGGAUAAUGACUCCAUAAAGGUUGCAGUAGAGAACAGGUCUGAAAUUGUAAAUAAAGGUAAUGAGUUAGGUUCCUCUGUUAAUUUUGCUGGAGCUGCUCUUCAUAACGUUGCUUCUACAAAUGUAACUUGUACUAUUUUACAAAUUGCAAAGAUUCGUGUUGUGGGAUCUAAUGGCAUACCUAUUGAAGAAAGAGCUUUGUUUGACAAAUUAAGGGUGAAGGCUGCACCACCAUUUACUGUAACUGGUCUCGACUUUGCUGGUCCUCUAUUUUGUGCUGAUUUUGGAUUGAAAAAGUUCUAUAUUUUGUUUUUCACGUGUGCUGUAGUCCGCGCCACACAUGUAGAGCUUACUGACUCCAUGAGUGUCUUUGACUGUAUGCUUGCAAUUCGCAGAUUUAUUGCUCGUAGGGGCCUUCCAUCAGUGCUGUACUCCGAUGAUGCUAAGACCUUUGUUGCAUGUGUCAGUGAAUUGCAAAAGGUUUAUGGACACCUGUCUCCCCACUGGAGAUUUAUAGUUCCAAGGUCUCCUUGGUGGGGAGGUUGGUGGGAACGUUUAAUAAGAUCAGUAAAGUUUGCUGUUCGAAAAACUUUAGGUGGUAAUUAUAUUUCCAGGUGUGAAUUAGAAACGACCUUACAUGAAGUUGAGGCAUGUGUAAAUUCCAGGCCUUUGACUUUUGUUAGUGAUGAACCUGAUGCCCCUGUCCCUUUAUCUCCCUCUCAUUUUCUUAUUGGGAUAAGUACAGGUUUUCAAACUCCGGUGAACACUGCCCCUUCUUGUAUUUCAGCUAAGGAUUUAAGUGAUAGAGAAAUCUUAAGAAGGCAGAUCUUAAAUAAGUUUUGGACUGUAUGGAGCAAUGAUUAUAUCAGGAAUUUACCGUGUGUUGUUAAGGGUUUCACUCCAAAUUGUGACCUGAAAAAGGGCGAUUUAGUGUUAGUGAAGGAAGAUAAUUUGCCCAGACUGCAUUGGCCCUUGGGUGUGAUAGUUGAUGUAUUUCCAGGCAAAGAUGGACUUAUUAGAAGUGUAAAUGUAAAAACUUCCAAAGGGGUAAUUACCAGGCCUAUACAAAGACUACAUUAUCUGGAAAUUUCAAGUUUUGACUCUGAAGCUAUAACAGAAACCAUAAAUGUAUCCAUGCCUGAAUCCCCUCUUGAGAAAUCUAAGCCUGUAUUCCCUCUUGAGUACUCUGUUGAGAAUCGCACCCGAUCAGGCCAGAUAACUAAGGUCCCUAAGAAGCUAGAUUUGUGA
Messenger RNA from Macrobrachium nipponense, 1275 nucleotides. RefSeq lists its product as uncharacterized. Gene Ontology annotation, biological process: DNA integration. The record is from RefSeq and is a predicted model, not a curated record. NCBI's taxonomy places the organism in Eukaryota, Metazoa, Arthropoda, Malacostraca, Decapoda, Palaemonidae. Gene Ontology annotation, molecular function: nucleic acid binding. The transcript is spliced from 2 exons. The coding region runs from base 1 to 1275 and encodes 424 amino acids.